GUCACGAUUCCCAAACUUCCCCUAGUACCUGAAGUGUCCACUCUGAGAGCUCGGCGUGAUUGACACUUUUUCGUGUUGCUUUGUGCGUGGAUAUCGAGUGGCUCACUGCCGAAAACGGCUCAGAACAGAAGAGAAAGCCGGGUCUACAUGAUCGGCUCAGCUCCCACACCAAUGCACGCUUGUAAAAAGUGCUAGUCAGCCACGUAACGAAGGCAUGUGGUUGUUUUUAAGUUAGCCAGUGCUAGCUAGUUGAGCAGCGGUCAGUGCAUGGCUACGCAGAGACCAGUGUUGAAUCUCUCCCACGCAGACUCUUGACAUGGGGAGUAAAAUGUCCUUCAGCAGAGGAAGCAGUGACCAAAAUACAGUCUCUGAGUUAACCUCUGUGGCAUCGCAUCCUCGCAGUUCCGUUCAUGCCCCUUCAGACUGCAAGCAGAUACCUGAAGACAAGAGAUGCAGUGAGGAAGGCUUGGACUCCAGGUGGGGAGAAGAAAUGAAGGCAGCAGAACUGACUCAACCUGCAAUUGAAUUCCACUCAUCGGGGCACUCGGAGUCUGAUGGCCCUGUUAACUCCGAAACAGUAGGCGAAAUAAAUUGUCAGCACAGUGAACACAUAACGCCCCAGGUAGGGAUGGAAGCAAAGUCUCAAGUGAAAGCUGCAAGUGUGUCAUCUGCAAGCCGUGGACGGCGUGUGGAGGUCCGCAGAAGACGUGGGCGCCCUCGUAAAAGAAGGCCGUUGCUGACUGAAGGCAAAAAAGAUCCAGAGUCUGCUGGUCAGGAUGUAGUGCAGUACAAGGAGAUCAACACAACAGUACCGUUGCCAACAUGCUUAGAGAACCACAACAAUGGUAAUGUGCCCGACACAGUAGACGGCCCGCUUUUCAAUAAUUUACCUCAUGAGGACAUACCUGGUCCUCACACUGUCUCUGAUGGUAAAGUAGAAGACAGUGGACCUGUGCUGUCAAAAAGAAAAAGAGGAAGACCAAGAAAAACAGAAAUUGCAGCAGUUGCUAAGGCCGCUGCUGCCAAUGUUCCUAAUACUAAUAAUGUAAGCGGUCCUGUGCGGAGACUGAGGAGUAGGGGAGAACAGCACCCUGCAACUUCGGAAGGAAAGACAGAAUCCGAUAGCAAGGAAGUCUCCAAGAAGAUUGAAAUUACUCCUACAGAAUGUAAUAAUACAUUGAACUUUCAAGGUGUGAGAAGAAGAAGAAGAAGGGCUAAACUGACUGAUCAGCAAGUUCCAGCUAAAGUGUCCAGACUGGAUGUUUCCCAGGAAGCCUCGUCAGUGUUGAGCAAUGACACGUGCUGUGGGGAGAGAACAGAGACAGAUAAGCAGGUGGACCUCAACACUGACAAACAAGAGGCUGAUAAAGAUAGGAAGGACGAUCAACACUACCCACAGUCUGGAGAGGAACAUGAGCAGCAGACAGAACAAAAGGAAGAUCCAUUACCACAAACAGAACUGCCUUCCCCGCCAUCACCUGAGCCUAAAGUUGUUCCCUCAGAGGAUUUGAACCAUGUGAAUUUGGUGAACCCUUUUCAGAGUGAUGACCCUGAAAUAAAACAGUCAGCUGAAACGAAUGGCAUUGAGGAGGCCCAAUUAGAAAACAGUCUUGAAUCUCCAAAGAACGCAAACUUGCAGGCUACAGAAUCCUCUGGCACAGAUGUUGUAGCAGCAUCCCCCGAACAGCCACCUCAGCCCGUUGAGGUCCUCCCUGCUGUGAAGGCUGAGAAUAUAGAGGUAGCACUGGAUCAUGUAACUCCUGUGUCAGAGUCAAAUAGUCCCACAUCUUUACAAUACAAUGACAACAGCGCAGUUAGAUCUGAGGUUCAGUACAGUCAGCAAAACACUUUCAGGCGCAAGAGAGGUGGCAAGAGAAGGAGGAGGAUAAGUAAUGUUUUAUUACAGAGAGCACAACUGAUAGAAGGCCAUGGAGGCAGUAGUGACACUCAAAAAACAGACAGUGGUGAUGUAAAUAAGGAGGGCAACGCAAAUGACAACGUAAAUGUCAUUUAUAUUAAAAAAGGGGGGAAAACACUGUUGAAAUGUGGUUACUGCGGUCAGACAUUUAAAUUUCUCUCUCAGUUUGUCAUCCAUCAGCGCGUUCAUACAGGAGAAAGACCUUUCAAAUGUCCUGAAUGUGGCAAAGGUUUUAGCAAAAAUUCUAACUUAAAUCUUCAUCUCAAGACGCACAGAAAGAACAACAUGUAUCAAAAAUGUCCACUUUGCAAGAUCAAAUUCUCCUGCUCUGAGUAUGCCUCUCAUAUGAAGACGCAUGCACAUGUGCUGACCCAGGACUCUGAGAGCAACAAAUCUGAAAAGCACAGCCGAGGGAACGACCAUGAAGACGGUCCUGCACCUCACAGGCCAGUUUCCCCAGAAAAGAAAGAGAGAAAAGUGUGCCAGUACUGUGGCAAAACAUUCCGAUUUCCAUCUGCCCUCAUAAGACACGUGCGCGUCCACACUGGAGAGAAGCCUUAUAAAUGUGAUAUAUGUGGUAAAGCUUUCGGUCAGGCCUAUUUCCUCCGUGUUCAUGAGCUGACACACUGGUCUGUGAAGCGUUACAACUGCACGCGUUGUGAGAAAUCAUUCACUCAUUAUAGCAAUGCAAAAAAUCACAUUUGUAAACCCUCGGGAAGCAGUGACGAGUUACAGCCCAGCAGACGAGCAAAGCCUCCGCUAACGUAUACGUGCCACAUCUGCAAGAAUGUUUUUGACAGUCUGCAAGAGUUCAACAGCCACAUGAGGGCCCACACUGGUGCGAAGCUCUAUCGCUGCGUGUAUUGUGACAAGCUGUUUGGUGUGCUGUCAGAAUUUAGCUCCCAUCACAGUCAGUGCAGAGGCGGGAGACCCGCCUCCAGUUCUGCGAUUAAAGAGGAAGAGACAAUGUCACUAAUACAGUACACAGUGCCCGCACUUAGGUAUUCAUCAAGUCACAAUUCAGCGUCUCCUCUCACACCUGCAAAUUGUGAAACGCAGAAAAAAAAGGCCAGCCGCAAGAAACGCAUUGCUAAUUUAAAGAAGCCGUUCCAGUCAACGGUGAUACCAUCUCACCCUCUCUCACACCUCGUGUCAAAGUUAAACGAACUAGAUAACCGUUCUGACCCCAGGAAAUAUUUAUGUCCCAGCUGUGGGCGACUGUUUAGACACAUGGGCAGACUCCGGGCCCACAUGCUCACCCACGCACCGGGUCAAAGUUACACCUGUGCCUGUUGUGGUAAGACUUUAGAAAACUGGAAAAAACUGUGGCAUCAUCAGAGAGUCCACCGACAGAGACGUGGGCGCUUCACGUGUCCUCGGUGUGGACGAGGUUUUCGGUUUGUGGAGCUAUACAAGAAACACAUGAGUGAGCACCCAGAGUUCCAGUGGAUUCAGGUGAGGCCUAAGAAAGUGUUUCUGCCUUAUCAGUGUGAACAGUGCAGAUGCAGCUUUAAGACUCUUGAUUUGUUGUUCAAUCACCAGCUUUGUCAUUCCUCAACUCAAGACUCGCAAAAGGAUUCUGAUUUUGAUUUGUCCAUAGACGAUCAUACUUCACAGUCUAACAAGAAAAUGUUGAGCCCUCCUGCAGACAACUGCGUAGUGACGCUGCAUCCAGAACCUGAGGAAAAAGCCUUUCCUCUGAGCCCCUUAAUCAAAUUAUCAAAUCCAGUUCCUCAAGAGCCGUCUCCACCACCCAAGAGUUCAUUUGUCCAAAAUCACGAUUUGGGUUUGGAUAAGACUUCCCUUUGUCCAGGCAACACACUUUCAGUCCAAGAUAUAGAAACGAGUUAUGAAACAACAGGUGAACAUUCACAAGGAAAACCCAUUACUCCUUUGAGAACUGUGAAAAAACACGUUGCCCGAACUUCUAGCAUUUCAAAUGAAUCUUCAGACGACGUUAGGUGCGCUGUGUGUGGUAAUGCAUAUUCUGUCAUUUCAGACCUUUAUCAGCAUUAUUUGCAACAUGCAAGAGGUGAAGUGUAACAGCCUGAAAGGAGAUCCAGUCCCCCUUUUUACAGGUUGCAUAAGGGUCCUGUAGUCCUAGAUUAGACCAUGUAGAAACAUUGCCUUGUUUUAACACCUGGAAAAGUUAGGGAGACUGAAAUGCAUCAAAAAAGGAUUUGGAAGAUUUGUUUACACUCAGGUGUUCAACUGGUCACGUCUGUCAGUUUUCAGAUUGAAAACACUGAAUGUACGAGUUAAAAAACAGAAAACUCUGUUAGUUGUUGAGUACUGGAAACUGAAAUUAUACUUUAUGUAAAUGAAUAAUGCAAAAUAAGAGUUUGAUUUGAAAGUAUUUCUGCGAGUGAAAUAACCACUGAAACAUUUUGAGCCCUCGUUCAUCAUUGUUGCGCUGCAGCAUCUUUGCAUCUUUACUCCCCUGCAUAUCAAGCGCUGGACAAUAUCAAUAACAAUAACUGAUCAGAAGGGUGGAGGAAUUCAUUUAUAAACUCCUUGUUGCUGCAUUCAUUUGGCCGAACCUACAGAGAACUUUUGUUUGUGGAGAUUUUUUUCGUUCAGAUUUUGUAAUGCAUCUUGUCUUUUCAGUGAAUAGUAUAAAAAGUUAACAUGAAUACUAGCUGUGUAGUUUUACAAACACUCACCUUAUCAUGAUACAUACAUUCACUGUGUGGCCACUGUGAAUGUAAUAUGAAACGUGUGCAUUUCAAAUCGCACGUCCUUUCUUGACUUACAUCUGUGAAACUGUAACUCAAAAUGUUUCAGAAAUGUUCUACCAACUUCAGAUUUGUUCUGUCCUGGUCUCCAGUGAGGUGAAUAUGAGCUUUUCUGAUACACGUGUUUGAGUUUACCCUUUUUGUUUACUUGUAAUAAGAUGGCUGAAAUCGCUGACAAGCGCACAUUUUGCACCUGUUUUACCAAGUGCAACACAAGUGCUGUCCAAAAUCCAUUACUGUAAUUGGUUUUGGCAAUGAUGAUUUUGGUGGAAUCAUGAAAAAUUUGCAUUUUACACAUGAACGCCCUGCUCUGUUGUACAUGAAUUUCUGUUAUGGUUUGUCUUAAAACUAAUAAAAGUCACUUUUCUAUAAAUUUCUGAUGUUGCUUGCCGUAUUUGGAGGCCAAAUUGUGUGCAUACAUGUCAAUAGAUGAACACUCUUCCUCGAUAAUUAAAUCUAAAAAUAUUUACUAUGGUGAUAUGAUGCUGAAGGUCAAGGUACAAAAAUUCUUGUACUGCUGAUUAACAAAAAAAAUAACCGCAUAACCACAGUUUACUACCUGUAGUCUAAAGAGCUGUGUUUGGGGUUUGUUUGCUUGAAAAGCAGUUGCUGCAACAUAUUUUAACAGUCAACAUAUAAACUGUUAUUGACAUAAGAAACACGAGUUAUCUGAUUUUUCAAUUUAUUAAAGGGCGAUACAGCUUUCUGUCCA
Messenger RNA from Scatophagus argus, 5365 nucleotides. RefSeq names its product zinc finger protein 184. Lineage: Eukaryota; Metazoa; Chordata; Actinopteri; Scatophagidae. Gene Ontology annotation, molecular function: RNA polymerase II cis-regulatory region sequence-specific DNA binding; DNA-binding transcription factor activity. Gene Ontology annotation, biological process: regulation of transcription by RNA polymerase II. The transcript has 3 exons. Bases 317 to 3961 code for a protein of 1214 amino acids. The record is from RefSeq and is a predicted model, not a curated record.